Messenger RNA from Pteronotus mesoamericanus, 3365 nucleotides. It is a transcript of the gene TMEM209, whose product is annotated as transmembrane protein 209. Gene Ontology annotation, cellular component: membrane. The record is from RefSeq and is a predicted model, not a curated record. NCBI's taxonomy places the organism in Eukaryota, Metazoa, Chordata, Mammalia, Chiroptera, Mormoopidae. Bases 90 to 1769 code for a protein of 559 amino acids. The transcript has 15 exons.
AACCUACAAGCCGGACUCUUGGGCCGCUUGGCUUCGCGCAUGUGCAGUAGAGAGUGGCGCGAAUCAGCAGUUUCCGGCCGAAGAUCACGAUGCAAGGGGAGCCAAACUCUAGUGCUUCCCUUAUUGACAGAACCAUCAAGAUGAGGAAAGAAACAGAAGCUAGGAAAGUGGUCUUAGCCUGGGGACUCCUAAAUGUAUCUGUGGCUGGAAUGAUAUAUACUGAAAUGACUGGAAAAUUGAUUAGUUCAUAUUAUAAUGUGACUUACUGGCCCCUCUGGUAUAUUGAGCUUGCCCUUGCAUCUCUCUUCAGCCUAAACGCCUUAUUUGAUUUUUGGAGGUAUUUCAAAUAUACUGUGGCACCGACAAGUCUGGUUGUUAGCCCUGGACAGCAAACACUUUUAGGGUUGAAAACAGCUGUUGUACAGACUACUCCUCCGCAUGAUCUGGCAGCAACCCAGAUCCCUCCCUCUCCACCUUCUUCAAUUCAGGGUCAGAGUGUGUUAAGUUAUAGCCCAUCUCGUUCACCCAGUACCAGCCCCAAGUUCACCACCAGCUGUAUAACUGGAUACAGCCCUCAGCUACAAGGUCUGUCAUCAGGUGGCAGUGGUUCUUAUAGCCCAGGAGUGACCUACUCGCCCAUCAGUGGUUAUAAUAAGUUGGCAAGCUAUAGUUCCUCCCCUCCCUCUCCAUACCCCACCACUGUUGGGCCAGCGGAGAGCAGUGGAUUGAGAUCUCGCUACCGUUCUUCACCCACUGUCUACAACUCCCCUACUGACAAAGAAGACUACAUGACAGACCUACGAACUUUGGAUACGUUUCUCAGAACUGAAGAAGAGAAACAGCAUAGAGUAAAGCUGGGCAGCCCAGAUUCGACCUCACCUUCCACCAGUCCUACUUUCUGGAACUACAGUCGUUCUAUGGGGGAUUAUGCGCAAACUCUAAAGAAGUUUCAGUAUCAGCUUGCCUGUAGGUCUCAAGCCCCAUGUGCGAACAAAGAUGAAGCGGAUCUCAGUUCUAAACAAGCUGCAGAGGAGGUUUGGGCAAGAGUGACUAUGAAUAGACAACUCCUUGAUCAUAUGGAUUCAUGGACAGCUAAGUUCAGAAAUUGGAUCAAUGAGACGAUACUGGUGCCACUUGUACAAGAGAUUGAGUCUGUCAGCACCCAGAUGAGACGCAUGGGUUGUCCAGAGCUGCAAAUAGGAGAGGCUAGUAUUACCAGCUUGAAACAAGCUGCUCUGGUCAAAGCCCCUCUCAUCCCAACUCUGAAUACAAUUGUGCAGUAUCUAGACCUUACCCCAAAUCAGGAAUACUUAUUCGAAAGGAUCAAAGAACUUUCCCAAGGAGGCUGUAUGAGCUCAUUUCGAUGGAAUAGAGGUGGCGACUUCAAAGGACGCAAGUGGGAUACAGACCUGCCCACUGAUUCUGCUAUCAUCAUGCAUGUGUUUUGCACCUACCUGGAUUCCAGAUUACCUCCACAUCCUAAAUACCCCGAUGGAAAAACAUUUACUUCUCAGCACUUUGUUCAGACACCAAAUAAACCAGAUGUGACAAAUGAGAAUGUUUUUUGCAUUUAUCAAAGUGCUAUCAACCCUCCCCAUUAUGAGCUAAUCUACCAGCGUCACGUCUACAAUCUUCCAAAGGGCCGAAAUAAUAUGUUUCAUACGUUAUUAAUGUUCCUCUAUAUCAUAAAGACCAAAGAGUCAGGAAUGCUUGGGAGAGUUAAUCUUGGUCUAUCCGGUGUGAAUAUUUUGUGGAUUUUUGGCGAGUAGUGGACCAUUUAAUUCCAAACAUUCGGACUUUUAUCUUACUGAAUCAGAAGUUGAACCAAAGCACCUCUGAGUCUCCGCCUCUUGUUUUAUGACACAUUGUGUGUGUGUUACAGACUAGAUUUAACAAAAAAUUACCUAUUUUAAAACUUCCUUGUGAAAGUGUGUCCUGUAUCUUCUAUAUCAAGAGACAUUACCCACAUUUCAGGUUUUUCCGUUGCUUACAAAACUGUAACUUUUCGGAUUGUUGUUGACCCAAAACAGUGUAAUUGCCCCUUAAUUCAAUAAACAUGAGUCCUUUUUCAUUUUAACUUCCAAAUAAGAAUCAUCUGAUUCUUCCCCACAAAAAUUGAUUUUUCAAUUACAUUAUUUAGUAUAAAUAUACAAAAAACAAGCAAAUUGCUAACUUUUUUUAAUUUUUUAAUCUCUUUCUUUCCCCAAUGUUUGGCAAAUCAGCCCAGGCCCCGUAUUUAAAAAAUGAGAUCAACUUCUAAGUAAUGUGUUAAUUCACAUGUAUUUUUAAAAUAUAAUUGAAAAAAGUUUGACAGUAUUGUGUUUAAAAAGUCAACUCUGGUAUUAAAUUUAGCUGACAGAGUUAACUCUUUGGGUCUUAGUUAAGAAGCUGAGGACAUCAAGAAAACUACUACUUUGGUUUCCAUAACAAGUCAGAUGGGUGAAAUUUUCUAAGAGGCAUUUCUAUAUCCUCCAUUUUAAAAAAUUGGAUUCCAUAAUAUUGUACGAUUUUAAGAGUUCCCUUUAAGAUCAUAUGAUUUCUUACAUUUAAAUUUUUUAGGUGUGUUUUAAAUAUCUGGAGAGUAAGAAGUUACUAGGUUUGUAAGUUUUGCUUGACUCUCCAUCUUUAUUUUCUUAUGUGUGUAUGUGACAUCUCCAAGGCCAGCCAGCAAUUGCAUGUGUUUUCUGGACUGAUACACUUGACUGCUCCCGUCACCUGGAAAUACCUAAAGCCAGUACGUUCUGAGUAACCGCAUGUCAGUACUACCUGUGCAGCCCAUUUUGUGUAAUUUUGUAAAUUCUCUUUUUCAAAAAGUUGUUUCUGUUUUUUAAAAGUCCUGUGUCCACAGGAAAGGAUGUUUCUAUCUUUUAACAGCUUUUGAUGUAUGUUGCUAUGUUUGCUAUGAUAUUUUAGAAGAAAAUAUCAAACAUGUUAAAUAUAAGGACAUGUUGAGAUCUCAGUCUGUUAUUUCAAUAGUUGGUAAAGGUGUCCUAGAAAAACAGUUUCUUUGCUGCUAGGCUAUUCAGAUGCAUAUUCUCUAUUAAAAGCAACUAUGAGAGAAAUGUUAGCAAUACAUUAAAAAGUAUAGGACUUAAGGCAGCUUUUAGUCCAAAAACUUAAAACUAGACUCUUAUUUUUUAAGUGAAUGUCAAAAAUGCAAUAUACUGUAAAUAACCAUAUAAAAAGACUAGGCAUAAAAAAGAAGAUGUACUCUGUUUGCAUGCUAAGUUUAGUGGGUAGCUUUCCUAUGUAACUUUUCAUAAAUGUUUGAGCCAGCUUAUACUUUAAUACAGCCUUUAUUAAAAAUUCACAUUUCAGGAAGACAGUGCAUGGAAAAUGCGGUAAACUUUUUGGUCCUGUAUUAA